Neomonachus schauinslandi (Hawaiian monk seal) is the source of this 1967-nucleotide messenger RNA. RefSeq names its product kelch like family member 6 (gene KLHL6). Gene Ontology annotation, biological process: B cell receptor signaling pathway; germinal center formation. Gene Ontology annotation, molecular function: protein binding. The coding region runs from base 1 to 1866 and encodes 621 amino acids. The transcript has 7 exons. The record is from RefSeq and is a predicted model, not a curated record. Lineage: Eukaryota; Metazoa; Chordata; Mammalia; Carnivora; Phocidae.
AUGUUGAUGGCAGGACAAAGGGGCGCCUGGACCAUGGGCGACGUGGUAGAGAAGAGUUUGGAAGGGCCUCUGGCACCUUCUACAGAUGAGCCCUCUCAGAAGAAGGGAGACCUGGUAGAAAUCUUAAAUGGGGAUAAGGUAAAAUUCGAUGACACGGGGCUCUCCUUAAUCCUGCAGAAUGGCCUGGACACCCUCCGUGUGGAAAAUGCUCUGACUGAUGUCAUCUUGUGUGUGGACAUUCAGGAAUUCUCCUGCCACCGCGUGGUGCUUGCUGCGGCCAGCAACUAUUUCAGGGCCAUGUUCUGCAACGAUUUAAAGGAAAAGUAUGAGAAGAGGAUCAUUAUCAAAGGGGUCGAUGCUGAGACCAUGCACACUCUUCUGGACUACACCUACACCAGCAAGGCGCUGAUCACCAAGCAGAAUGUGCAGCGGGUCCUAGAAGCUGCUAACCUCUUUCAGUUCCUGCGGAUGGUGGAUGCCUGUGCCAGUUUCCUAACAGAAGCCUUGAACCCCGAAAACUGUGUUGGAAUACUGAGGCUGGCGGACACACACUCCUUGGACAGUCUGAAGAAGCAGGUUCAAAACUACAUCAUUCAAAACUUUGUGCAGAUUCUGAACUCUGAGGAGUUCCUCGAACUUCCUGUGGAUACUCUGUACCACAUCUUGAAGAGUGAUGACCUCUAUGUAACUGAGGAGGCUCAGGUGUUUGAGACUGUGAUGAGCUGGGUCCGGCACAAACAGUCAGAACGACUCUGCUUGCUCCCCUAUGUCCUUGAGAAUGUGCGCUUGCCACUUCUGGACCCGUGGUACUUUGUGGAGACGGUGGAGGCAGAUCCUCUUAUCAGACAGUGCCCAGAGGUCUUCCCGCUGCUUCAGGAAGCCAGGAUGUACCACCUUUCAGGCAAUGAGAUCAUUUCGGAGCGCACCAAGCCCAGGAUGCAUGAGUUUCAGUCUGAGGUAUUCAUGAUCAUUGGUGGCUGCACGAAGGAUGAACGGUUUGUGGCGGAGGUUACCUGCCUGGACCCCCUGCGGCGCAGCCGCCUGGAGGUGGCCAAGCUCCCCAUGACGGAGCAUGAGCUGGAGAGUGAUAAUAAGAAGUGGGUGGAAUUUGCAUGCGUGACAUUAAAAAAUGAGGUCUACAUCUCAGGUGGCAAAGAAACACAGCACGAUGUUUGGAAAUAUAAUUCUUCAAUCAACAAAUGGAUUCAAAUUGAGUAUUUGAACAUAGGCCGCUGGAGGCAUAAGAUGGUGGUGUUAGGUGGCAAGGUCUAUGUGAUUGGAGGUUUUGAUGGCUUGCAGAGGAUCAACAACGUGGAGACCUACGACCCCUUCCAUAACUGCUGGUCAGAGGCAGCGCCCCUUCUCGUCCACGUCAGUUCCUUCGCAGCCACCAGCCACAAGAAGAAGCUCUAUGUGAUUGGGGGCGGACCCAAUGGGAAACUGGCCACAGACAAGACUCAGUGUUAUGACCCUUCAACUAAUAAAUGGAGUUUAAAGUCGUCCAUGCCAGUGGAGGCUAAAUGCAUCAAUGCAGUCAGUUUCCGGGAUCGCAUCUAUGUUGUUGGAGGGGCCAUGAGAGCGCUGUACGCCUACAGCCCCCUGGAGGACAGCUGGUGCCUGGUGACCCAGCUCAGCCACGAGAGGGCCAGCUGCGGCAUCUCGCCCUGCAACAACCGCCUCUACAUCACCGGGGGGCGGGACGAGAAGAACGAGGUCAUCGCCACUGUGCUGUGCUGGGACCCUGAGGCCCAGAAACUAACAGAGGAGUGCGUCCUGCCCCGGGGGGUGUCGCACCACGGCAGCGUCACCAUCAGGAAGUCUUACACCCACAUCCGGAGGAUAGUGCCCGGGGCUGUGUCGGUGUGACUGCACGAGGGCGCAGGGCAGGGCUGCGGGGGCUCGGGACCGGGUGCCGGGAGACCUUCCUCCUCAUCUGUCGCCGGGUUCGUGCCACUAAAGACAGCGGG